AGUCAGGAUUUCACCUCCCCGCGCGGCCGACGCCCUCCCUACGUGCAGUCCCGGUUCCUUCCUCUUCCAAAACCAGUAUGGCAACUCUCAAGGAUCAGCUGAUUCACAAUCUUCUUAAGGAAGAACAGGCCCCCCAGAAUAAGAUUACAGUUGUUGGGGUUGGUGCUGUUGGCAUGGCCUGUGCUGUCAGUAUCUUAAUGAGGGACUUGGCCGAUGAACUCGCUCUUGUGGAUGUCAUAGAAGACAAACUGAAGGGAGAGAUGAUGGAUCUCCAACACGGCAGCCUUUUCCUUAGAACACCAAAAAUUGUCUUUAGCAAAGACUAUAACGUAACUGCACAUUCCAAGCUGGUUAUUAUCACAGCUGGAGCACGUCAGCAAGAGGGAGAGAGCCGUCUUAAUUUGGUCCAGCGUAACGUGAAUAUCUUUAAAUUCAUCAUUCCUAACGUUGUAAAAUACAGCCCGAACUGCAAGUUGCUUAUUGUUUCUAAUCCAGUGGAUAUCCUUACCUAUGUGGCUUGGAAGAUCAGUGGCUUUCCGAAAAACCGUGUUAUCGGAAGUGGUUGUAAUCUGGAUUCAGCACGGUUCCGUUACCUAAUGGGGGAGAGGCUGGGAGUUCACCCAUUGAGCUGUCAUGGUUGGGUCCUUGGGGAGCACGGAGACUCUAGUGUGCCUGUUUGGAGUGGAGUGAAUGUUGCUGGUGUCUCCCUGAAACACCUACACCCUGAAUUAGGCACUGAUGCAGAUAAGGAACAGUGGAAAGAGGUUCACAAACAGGUGGUUGAAAGUGCUUAUGAGGUGAUCAAACUGAAGGGCUAUACCUCCUGGGCCAUUGGACUGUCUGUGGCAGAUUUGGCAGAAAGUAUAAUGAAGAAUCUUAGGCGGGUACAUCCCAUUUCCACCAUGAUUAAGGGUCUCUAUGGAAUUAAAGAUGACGUCUUCCUUAGCGUUCCUUGUAUCUUGGGACAGAAUGGAAUCUCAGACGUUGUGAAGGUGACUCUGACCCCUGAAGAAGAGUCCCGUUUGAAGAAGAGUGCAGAUACACUCUGGGGGAUCCAAAAAGAGCUGCAGUUUUAAGUCUUCUCUUGUACCAUUUCACUGUCUAGGCUAUAAAAGGAUUUUAGUUGGGGGCUUCCGUGUUGUCCUUUUUACCUGGUCUAUGAUUAAAGCAGUAAAAUUGUGACUUAGGGAAAAUAUCCAGUUUCCUAAAGUUAGACAUAAGAAUGGUACAUAAAACCUUACAUCUGUAUCCUGAUGGUGGGUAAUACUUAAUCUUGUGUAGUUCUCCAUAGUUGGUAUAAAAUACUUCACCACCUCUGAGACAUCGCUGCCAGUGUUGCGCAUGCUGCAACUGCCCUUCCAACCAGAAGAAUGUGUUUACUGUGUGUUACUGGUUCCUUCACCCAACAUGCCCAGUUUUUUUUCCCACUCGGUCACAUCCUGGGCUCCAAAUUGUAAAUCCAAUAUUGCAUGUCUUGUGCAUAAUUGUUCUAAAGGAUUUUAUUUUGUGUGCUAUUUCAGAGUAGUGUACAUUGCCGUGUAAUGUAAAAAGAUCUACAGAUAAACAAUGCUGUCAUACCAACUAAAACACCAAAUAAACCAUGAACAGUGAAAAAAAAAAAAAAAAA
Molecule: messenger RNA, 1627 nt
Organism: Loxodonta africana (African savanna elephant)
Lineage: Eukaryota; Metazoa; Chordata; Mammalia; Proboscidea; Elephantidae
Product: L-lactate dehydrogenase A chain-like
Exons: 1
Coding region: 78-1076 (332 amino acids)
Biological process (GO): lactate metabolic process; pyruvate metabolic process
Cellular component (GO): cytoplasm
Molecular function (GO): L-lactate dehydrogenase (NAD+) activity
Source: RefSeq, a predicted model, not a curated record